UACUUUUAGAGGCCACAUACAUAAUGACCGGAGUUACAUUUCAGAUUGCCAACCUUGUCACUAAGCGGUGUGUAUCGAUACCCUUUCCGCCUAAUGUACGUGUUAAUUCAGUCGGUCCGUCUUUGGGUUUGGCCUACGACGGUGCCGCCUCUAGGAAAUUUAAGGUCCAGCCGGUGGGACGCAUAGUUACUAUGGAUGUUGCAAGGGAAGUUGUCUAUGAUAUUGCAACCCCUAGGUGCGAUGGAUGGAAAGGAGUGACACCAAAGGCUGACAGGACCCUGAAUCCAUUAGGGGUCACAAAAAUUCUUCCUGAACUUUUCAAGUUGAGCAUAUUUUGUUACUUGUUUUUUCCAUGUCGAUAUUCUGAUUGUGUAACACUGCUAUCAUUAAGAUGCAAUGGAUCUCUCAGAUUGGAUCUUUUCUUUUUGUGGAUUUUCAGAUGAUUUUACGGGUGCCCUUAUGCUUAUCCAAGAGGACCGAGUUUCUCCUAAGGGUGGCAAUCAGCUGGUAACCUGUCCAGCCACCGGUAAGGCUGACCCUGCGUUUUAUAAGCUUGAGUUGGGCCUAGGUUGGUUGCUUAGGCCCAUCCCUCGGUCCCUGUGCCCUCCGUCCCUCCUUUAGGCAUGCACGCACGCACAUGCACACACACGCAGGCACACUCAGAUGAUGAUUAAUAUUAUUAUUCUCUUCUUAGGUUGUGGUUAGAGUUGGGCAUCGAGUCAAGUCGGACUGAGUUAGGGCUGACUUGACUCGAUCCGGUUUUGAAAUAGACCUGAUCUAAAAUUGACCCGACUCACCGAGUCCAGCAUGCCUGACCUGAUCCGAGUCCAGGUCUAGCCUGGACUAAUCCGGACCGAGUCUGACCCAAUCACAAGUAUCAAGUCGGGUCGAGUCGGGUCGGGUGCAUCGGGUAUCCACGGGGUGAAAUCACAACUCGAAACCUAGGUGCACUUGCCAGAAUUGCAGCCUCUC
Messenger RNA from Magnolia sinica, 972 nucleotides. RefSeq lists its product as uncharacterized. The record is from RefSeq and is a predicted model, not a curated record. Lineage: Eukaryota; Viridiplantae; Streptophyta; Magnoliopsida; Magnoliales; Magnoliaceae. The transcript is spliced from 3 exons. The coding region runs from base 24 to 443 and encodes 139 amino acids.